Messenger RNA from Theobroma umbraticum, 1590 nucleotides. Lineage: Eukaryota; Viridiplantae; Streptophyta; Magnoliopsida; Malvales; Malvaceae. The record is from RefSeq and is a predicted model, not a curated record.
AUGGACAAUAAGCCAGAGAUGAAAAGGAUAGAGGAUGUAACAAGAUGUCAAGUGACAUUCUCUAAACGUAGGAGCAGCCUGCUUAGAAAAGCUAACGAAAUCUCUGUUUUCUGCGACGUUGAUGUUGCACUCGUUGCCUUUUCCCCCUCAGGCCGCGUUAGCAAAUUUUGCAGCCGGGAAAGGAUUGAAGAUGUGCUUGAACGCUAUGUCAAGCUAGCACCAGAUAAGAGAUAUCAGGAGUAUGAGCUGGAGAAUGAAGAGGGUGCUUCACUUGCUCAAAUCUUGUGGUGUGAGAAAAACCUGAAAGCUACACUACAAGGAAUCACGGAUAGGAAAAGACGAGGACAAGCACCAUCAGACAACUUUCCUGGGAAUCCAGUGCUCAACAGAGCAAGGCAAAACCUGAAUUCCAGGAGUCGAUUUCUAAUGCAACAUAAUCCUAGGACUUGGCCGUACAGCCCCAGGGUUCAUAAUAGUCUACUAGACCAGCGAUAUCAACCUAAAGGGAUAUCAGGUGGUGUACCUGGUGCAUCCUGCAGCUUUGCAUUCAACCCUUUGGCUGCUAGUUUCCCUGCCAUUUACCAACAUCCUUCUUACACUCAGCGAACUGAAAUCCCACCAACUUACCAUCAAAUCCAGCAUCAACCCUUUUUAUGGGAUCCGACUGCUGCUAGUAUUCAAAAUUUGCAGCUAGGUGUGUAUGGAAACUCAUCCAUGCAUCAAGCAAUUAUAGGGAAUCCUGCUUUGCAUUGUGUUCCUUAUCAGCCACUGGGAACAUUAGGAACCUCAAAUCUGUACCAACCAAUGAUGCCUGGUAUUCUGGAUCAGCAGCUGGGAGUGUUGGGAAGCUCAUCUGUGCAGCAACUGAUGAGAGAGGAUCAGAUAACACCUGUUAUUCCUAAUCAGCAACUAGGAGCUUUAGGUGAUUCAUUUCUGGAUAAAUCUUUGAUGGGAGUCGGCACGACACCUUAUGCUCAAUUCCAGCAGGCAGGAGUUUUAGGCAGCCCAUCCGUGGGAAGGCUUGCAAAUGUUGAACCUUUAGGACCUCAAGAGAAUCCAACACCAACUUCUUACCAUAAUUACAACAAUUCCAACACACAGAAGGAUGUGUCGUCACUGCCAUCCAUGUUUCAGCUUCAAGUCGAUCCUAAUGAAAUGAACUUGCACUUUCUAGGCAGCCCUAGUUACAAUACUACUCAGAAUUUGGUUGCUACUCCGCUUUUGAACUCUGAGAAGGUUUCCUCUGAACCUGUCUUCACCAAUAAUAUUGGAUCCAUCACCACCCCCACCCACGGAGAUGGUGACAAUGCAAACAACGGCAGCAGUGGUGGUAAUAGCAACAGCAAUAAUGGUAACAACGGCAUUGACAACUGUGACACAAAUGAGAAACAUCCGGCAUGCCUUACUCAAGAGAAUCCACCUCCAGAAUCACCAACUGACUCGAUGUUUCUUAAUAGCCUUUUAAAUGAGGAAGCAAUUGAAAAUGACACAUCUCAACCCGCAGGAAACCAGGAGGACAGCUUCAUAGAUUGGGAUGGCUUUGCAUUGGCAGAAAACCUGAACUUGGAAGACUUUGAAAUUUUAUUUUGA